CCAUAGACACAUAGUGACAGCCAGCUGACAGACGUGUUUUCCCCGGACCCCGAUGUUAAAACGAGAUCAGGAUCAGAAUAAAUCCUAGUCGUGAUAUCGGUGAUAUCUUUCAACGAUCGGGAUACUGCCGUGUGUUCUAACGAAAGUCAUGCAAAACGUAAUUAAUACUGUGAAAGGUACAGCCCUUGGAGUCGCGGAAUAUCUAACACCUGUUCUCAAGGAUUCAAAAUUUAAAGAAACUGGAGUUUUGACACCAGAAGAGUUUGUGAAGGCUGGUGAUCAUCUGGUUCAUCAUUGCCCUACAUGGCAAUGGUCAACUGGCGAUGAAUCUAAAAUUAAACCUUAUCUUCCAAAAAACAAACAAUUUUUGCUCACAAGGAAUGUCCCCUGCUAUAAACGAUGCAAACAAUUGGAAUAUACAGAGCAGGAAAAAAUAGUCCAACCAGAGGAUGGAGAAGGUGGUUGGGUCGAUACACAUCCCACCAAUGAUAAUUUAACUGAGGGCUCAGGAACAGCAGAAAUGUCAAAUGAUGAGAAGAGUGAUUCUGAUGAAGCAGAGGACAUGAAAAAUAACUUGGGAAAUGCUAUGAGUGAACUUGUGCUUGGUGAUGAUGACGACGACGGUGAAGCAGCCGUUAUGGAAGAUAGUGAUCUAGAGGAUGAAGAAGACGAAGCAGAAGUCAAACCAAUCUCUGAUCGUGAGCAUGUAGCACUUAAAACGAGUGAAUCGGGUGGGGAGAUCAUCCAAACUAGAACUUAUGAUUUAAAUAUCACCUAUGAUAAAUAUUAUCAAACGCCUCGCUUAUGGGUUUCUGGUCACGAUGAGAACCGCCAUCCUUUAUCAGUGGACCAAAUGUACGAGGAUGUCAGUCAGGAUCACGCUAAAAGGACCGUGACUAUGGAGAGUCACCCUCACAUACCGGGCCCACCAAUGGCUUCCGUUCAUCCGUGCAGGCACGCUGAAGUGAUGAAGUUCUUUAUCCAGACUGUGACAGAGGGUGGAAGAGAAUUGGGUGUUCACAUGUAUUUGAUCAUUUUUUUGAAGUUUGUUCAAGCUGUCAUCCCCACAAUUGAGUAUGACUACACACAAAACUUCACCAUGUAAUGAAAUAUGGAGGAUCUUUAAGCCAAUUAUUUUUUUUAAAUCGUCCUCUUAAAGAGACUUCUCAUAUGUUUACCCAUGAUGGAUAGGAUAUUGUUUUUAGGUCUAAAUACACUUUGUAUUUGCAAUUCCUGAA
Messenger RNA from Daphnia pulicaria, 1238 nucleotides. It is a transcript of the gene Atg3, whose product is annotated as ubiquitin-like-conjugating enzyme ATG3. Gene Ontology annotation, biological process: nucleophagy; autophagy of mitochondrion; autophagosome assembly. The record is from RefSeq and is a predicted model, not a curated record. Gene Ontology annotation, cellular component: cytoplasmic ubiquitin ligase complex; cytosol. The coding region runs from base 149 to 1105 and encodes 318 amino acids. Gene Ontology annotation, molecular function: Atg8-family ligase activity. The transcript is spliced from 7 exons. NCBI's taxonomy places the organism in Eukaryota, Metazoa, Arthropoda, Branchiopoda, Diplostraca, Daphniidae.